Eimeria acervulina is the source of this 408-nucleotide messenger RNA. RefSeq lists its product as hypothetical. The record is from RefSeq and is a predicted model, not a curated record. Bases 1 to 408 code for a protein of 135 amino acids. The transcript has a single exon. NCBI's taxonomy places the organism in Eukaryota, Apicomplexa, Conoidasida, Eucoccidiorida, Eimeriidae.
AUGGGGGGCCCCGGGGCCCCUGCUGCCGGUGCAGCAGGAACAGCAGCAGCAACAGCAACAGCAGCAGCAGCAGCAGGGGGGUUCUCAGCAGAAGACCUUGAGCGGGCGAGAGCUUCAUUUCGUGUGCUGCUGGAGGUGUCUUCUUGUUUGCUGCCUGCUGCCACCACCCGCAGCAAAGCACCUAAAAAUUCAGCAGCAGCAGCAGCAGCAGCAGCAGAUGGAGCAUCAGCAGCAGGAGGGCUGCAGACUUCCGUGCUGCUGCUGCUUACUCGCCUUUGCGAAGAAAGCUGGGCCCCAGAGCUGCUUGCAGAGAUGAUUGCUGCAGCAGAAAAACACAGGAAUGAAUUCAUACAGAAGGUGCAGCAGCAGCAGCAGCAGCUGCAGCAACAGCAGCAGCAACAGCAGUGA